Penicillium pulvis is the source of this 2388-nucleotide messenger RNA. RefSeq lists its product as uncharacterized. Gene Ontology annotation, cellular component: nucleus. Gene Ontology annotation, biological process: DNA-templated transcription; regulation of DNA-templated transcription. Lineage: Eukaryota; Fungi; Ascomycota; Eurotiomycetes; Eurotiales; Aspergillaceae. The record is from RefSeq and is a predicted model, not a curated record. Bases 1 to 2388 code for a protein of 795 amino acids. Gene Ontology annotation, molecular function: DNA binding; zinc ion binding; DNA-binding transcription factor activity, RNA polymerase II-specific. The transcript is spliced from 3 exons.
AUGGUGCAGAAAUCCAACAACGGCCAGGGGGCCACCGAGGCCAAUGGCCAUGAAUCACAAGAGUCAUCGAAACCCGAGGAAGAUGUGCCGGCCUGUCAGCUGUGCCGCAAGAAGAAGGCGCGAUGCAAUCGCGCCCAGCCCUGCGCACAAUGCAUACGCUUCAAUGUUCCCUGUGUUUAUGACGAUCGGAACAUGAAGCCAGGUCUUCGCGCAGGCGCGGUCGACCAGCUUUGUCGCCGUAUCGAAACGCUCGAGAACAUGUUUCUGGGCCAAGAGAUGAUUUGGCAACAGAUGUGGCAGGCACAGUGUCCAAAUACCUCACUCCCAGAAUCUUUCCAGCGCCCAUCCACCAGUCCAGACCUAGAAGCGCGACGGGAGGAGCUCAAAUCCUCUUUGCUCCUGGCUGGAUCAUCUCGAGGACAUAGUAACAGAAAGAGAGAUUUAGACAAAGAGUCCUCGGACUUGGAGUCAGUUGCACGCCCAGCAAGGCGAUCGCGGCUUAACGAUGUGGACUCUCCCUCUUUUCUUGUUGACCCUCCUAGCGACUCAGGCGGGAUUCUACCGAAUGAGAUAAUGAAAGAACUAGUUGACUUCUACCAUGUCAAUAUCCACCCGUGGAUUCCGAUUCUUCAUAUGGGAAAGUUCCGCGAGCGCAUGCAGUUGGCAGAAGAGCGCCCACGGAUCACAUGUAUUCUCCAUGCAAUAAUAGCUGUCUGUGUCCGUUUUUCGCGCAAUGAAAAUCUACCAGACGAAGAGACAAAAUUAAGAAUUGCCGAAAAGAGUCGACAAAGGGUAAUACUGGAGAGCACAGAGUCUUUCUCAGUGGAAAACUUGCAGGCUUUGGUCAUCAUUGCAUUUGAAACUAUUGGCCGGGGCCGUGGCCCUUCCUCCUGGUCUAUAGUUGGUAGCAUGGUCGGCACAGUCGAGCAUCUGCAGCUAAAUGUCGAGGAGGAUGUGCUGUAUGGUGGGACGAAUGUCGGAGAAAAUCUGAUUCGACGAAUGAUCUUUGUAUCGCCAUCUAGCUCAUGGAGUGAAGCAGAGGAGCGUCGAAGGAUCUUUUGGACUGUCUUCUUGAUGGACCGGUUUUGCAGCAUAUCGACUGGAUGGAAAAUAAGCCUCACCAAUAACGAUGUCAAACGCCGUCUUCCUUGCGAAGGGGCGCUUUGGCAGAAAGGACACGAAACACAAACUCCAUAUUUUGGGAUCUCUGACUCGAAAGAUACGGCUGCAAAUUCAAUAAUCAACGGACAACGGCCGAAAAACCCGGAUGAACAGGAUGCAAUUGGUGGCUUUGCGUACAAUAUCGAGGCAACGGAAUCCCUUGCGCUGGUAGCAAACUUUUUCCUGCAUCAUGCCUUCAUUGUGAGCGACACCAUAAAAGCUCAAAUGUGGCUGAUGACAUUCAAGGAACUUGACCUGCGACUUAUUCAGUGGAAGUUGUACCUUCCUUCGAAGUGGCGAGAAGCCUGUGCGUUAAAUUGCGAUGGGGUUAUGGACCCAAACCUGACUUUAGCUCAUAUCACCCACAACACUGCCGUGAUCCUUCUCCAUCAAGGUAUUGCCUGGCCUCCUGCUCACUGGCAGUUAUGUCCAGUCCGACUUCCAUCUGCUUCAUCUGCCGAAACUUGUUUGGAGGCUGCUUCGGAAAUUGCCACCAUCGGGCAACAGUUCUUGUCCUUCUCGCCGAUUUUCACAAACCCACAAUUUUCGUUCUGUCUUUUUAUCGCCGGGCGGAUGCUCCUAGCUCAUGCAAGAUAUAACAAUGUUUCUAUCCCACCGGCGUUGAACACCCUAAUUGCUAGCUUGCUUGAGAUUUCCCAGCGAUGGACCGGUCGCAGCGAGACGACGGAGCCACGAGGUGACAAUCUAGCCUCAAGUUUUGCAAAACGACUAAUUGAGGCCCAAAACAACAAUCCGGCUACAACAUCUCGUCCAAGUUUGGAUAUUCGACAGACUGCGUACUCGGAUGAGUCUAAAGCACAACCACCGCCAUCUAUAAACAACACCUCCCCAUCAGACAAAGGUGUCUUUCCGCCGAGAUCGGUGAAUGGAUCACCACUAAACAUGGGUGUGGAUAGCUCAAAGGUCCAAGAGCCCUUGAGCCUUGACUCCUUUAGCCUAGCCUUUCCACCCCUCCCGCCGGCAUUUCAACAGGAUUACCCAACGGAUUCACACAAUGACCACCUUUCUCUCUAUACGCAAACUGCGGAAAACCAGCUUCCCUCGCACAUGAAUAUUCAGUCACCACAUCCGCAGCAGUUCAACAUGUGGCAAAGCCCGUCUGCCCCAUAUGGAAAUGGAGUUGUGGGUCCACAAGAAGACUUAUCACAUGUCUUCAAUUUUGCGCCUAGUCCAGGACAGCGCAUCAGCCGUUAUGGUGGAGCAUAG